This is a messenger RNA of Hibiscus syriacus, 2919 nucleotides long. Its product is annotated as protein STRUBBELIG-RECEPTOR FAMILY 3-like. Gene Ontology annotation, molecular function: ATP binding; protein binding; protein kinase activity. The record is from RefSeq and is a predicted model, not a curated record. Lineage: Eukaryota; Viridiplantae; Streptophyta; Magnoliopsida; Malvales; Malvaceae. The coding region runs from base 186 to 2570 and encodes 794 amino acids. The transcript has 17 exons. Gene Ontology annotation, biological process: protein phosphorylation.
UUUGCGACUGAAAGUUCUUUCCCUCUUCUCUUUUUCAAUUUACUACUAAUUUCGCCUUCAACGUUUCUCUCAAACUUUCCGCCUCUUCUUCUUCUCCAAUUGGAAGUUUUUUGUUAUGUGAUUAAUGGUGUGAAGGACAGAUUUGGAAUAUUGGAGGUCUUUUUUAGAGUUGAGUUUAGAUAUCAAUGGGUAGUUGGAGAUCUGGUAUGGAAUGGAAGAAUUUGAAGAUCUUUUCGGGAAUUUUGCUGAUCUGCGCGGCCAGGAUUUCGUUUGGACUCACCAAUCCUAGUGAUGUUGCUGCGAUUAAUACCUUAUAUACUGCAUUGGGCUCUCCCUUACUCCCUGGAUGGGUUGCUUCGGCCGGAGAUCCUUGUGAUGAAGCAUGGCAAGGCGUAGAAUGUAACGGUUCGGACAUAAUUAGCAUAGUUCUAAAUGCUGCUAAUUUGGGUGGAGAACUGGGUGAUAGCUUGGGAAUGUUUGCUUCUAUCAAGGCAAUAGAUCUAAGCAACAACCAGAUUGGGGGAAAUAUUCCAUCCAGCUUGCCUGUUACCAUGCAAAACUUUUUUCUUUCAGCCAAUAAAUUCACUGGCAGCAUCCCGGAUUCACUAGCUUCUUUGACUAUGUUGACAGACAUGUCAUUGAACAACAACCAACUGAGUGGAGGGAUACCAGAUGCCUUUCAAUCCCUCUCUGGAUUGAUCAAUCUGGAUUUGUCCAGUAACAAUUUGAGUGGACCUCUGCCACCAUCAAUGGAAAAUUUGUCUGGUCUAACAACUCUACGUUUGCAGGUCAAUCAGCUGUCUGGGACGCUAGAUGUUUUACAAGAUCUUCCCCUAAGAGAUUUGAACAUUGAGAAUAACCUUUUCUCCGGACCCAUUCCUGCGAAGAUGCUGAGCAUCCCGAGCUUCAAGAGUGAUGGAAACCCGUUUAAUUCCACUGCUGCUCCAUUGCCUGCUCCAACAUCACCAUUAGCACCACCCCGUUUGCCGCCACGUUCUGGUCAAACACCAACAUCUGAUCAAACACCUGGGAAACAUGCUGACGGACCUUCUGUGUCGGAAGGAUCUACUUCUAGAGAGAAGAAGAAUUUCUUAACUACUAAAAAGGUGGUAUGGAUAUCAAUUGCAGGUGUUUUGUUGUUUAUAAUAUUAGCGUUAGCACUUCUGCUUUUUAUGCCAAAGUGCAUCCGUAGAAGGGAAGAGGCUGGUGGGGCUUUCAAACGACAUCAAGUAGGAGAAUAUAGAGGAAACAGAGAGAACCUUACUGGGAACGGGUCUUUGCCAGCCACAACCAGUCAGACAGAGAAAGGCCCGAAAGUGGCAGUUACGAGACCUGAGGGAGGUAAUCAAACAGAAAGGGGAAGCAUGGUGGCAAUUGCUAAGCCUCAGAACAAGGAAGAGAGAAAUGUGGAAAGGAUAGGCACAACUCCAAAGAGAUUUGACCAUGAGAUAGACAUGAGUAGGAUGACUAGCUUUGAUAUGAUGAUGAUGGAGCCCCCUCCACCAGCACCACCACCACCACCUCCUCCUCCUCCCCCGCCUCCGCCCCCACCCCCUCCUGUACCACUUUCUGAGAAGGUCAUUGUGAAACCCAUUGUGCCUGAAGCAACCGCAAGGCCUUCUGCCAAAACUCCAAAGGCAUCUACAUUUGCAAAGUCUUUCACCAUUGCAGCCCUUCAGCAAUAUACAAAUAGCUUUUCUCAAGAAAAUCUGUUGGGGGGCGGCAUGCUUGGAAGUGUCUAUAGGGCAGAACUCCCGGAUGGGAAGCUACUUGCGAUCAAGAAACUGGAGAAGAGAGUUGCAAGUCAGCAGAAGGAUGAUGAAUUUAUUGAAUUGAUAGAGAAUAUUGACCGUAUCCAGCAUGUGAAUAUUGUCAGGCUAAUGGGUUACUGUGCGGAGCAUGGUCAAAAGCUUUUGAUCUCUGAGUACUGCAGCAAUGGAUCACUGCAGGAUGCACUGCACUCUGAUGAUGAAUUUAGAAAGAAGUUUUCAUGGAAUGCCCGCAUUCGGAUGGCUCUUGGAGCUGCUAGAGCCUUAGAGUAUAUGCAUGAGGCCUGCCAGCCACCUGUUGUACACAGAAAUUUCAAGUCUGCCAAUGUUCUUCUCGAUGAUGAUCUCGAUGUGCGUGUCUCUGAUUGUGGUUUGGCUCCAUUAAUAGCAUCAGGUUCCGUAAGCCAGUUGUCAGGACAACUACAAUCGAUUUACGGUUAUGGAGCACCAGAAUUCGAGUCUGGAAUUUAUACUUCCCAGAGUGAUGUUUACAGUUUUGGUGUAUUUAUGUUGGAGCUCUUAACUGGCAGGAAAUCUUAUGACAGGAAUAGGAGUAGAGGGGAACAAUUUCUAGUGAGAUGGGCAAUCCCGCAGCUUCAUGACAUUGAAGCAUUAUCCAGAAUGGUAGACCCUUCUCUCAACGGAGAGUAUCCCGCUAAAGCGUUAUCACGCUUUGCCGAUAUCAUUUCUCGAUGUGUCCAGUCUGAACCAGAAUUCAGGCCACUUAUGUCUGAAGUCGUUCAAGAUCUAUUGGACAUCAUACGCAGGGAGCGACCGAGUAACGAAUCAAUUGGAGACUGACUUGUAUAAGGCAAUAAUAAAGCCGAUUAAUUAGUUUGUGAACUGAAGUUGCAGAGAUUUGAUCCGUCAAAUGUUGAUCCGAGAAAAUACAUCCAUUGUAAAGGGACAGCAGGUGAAUACUCCUACUAAGGCAACCAAGCUUGAUCCGAAGAGGAGAUCAUGAUGUAGGAAUCCUGUUGCUGUGAGUAGGAACAGUCUGAAAUUUUCUGGUCUGUUACUUUAGUAUUCAUUGUUCAUUAAAAUCAUUUAACCAGGUAUUGUCUAUGGCAUAAAUAUGCUCUAUCCGUUUGUUUCGUGAUACGCUGUUAUUUUGUUACUAAUUAUUCAUUAUGAUUUUGUUUCCAUUUCA